CUGUGGUGAUUUUUAAAACGCAAACCCCAAGAUGUCAGAACCCGACCCCUCAUCUGGAUUUGUAGGAAACAUGGAAAAUGGGACUUUUCUGGAGUUAUAUCCCACAUCCCUUUCAACUUCUGUGGAUUCAUCACCUGGCCGUUUAUCUAAUGUCUAUGUCUAUGUUUCUAUAUUCCUUAGUCUCCUAGCAUUUCUCCUUUUGCUAUUGAUCAUUGCACUUCAGAGGCUGAAAAAUAUAAUUUCUUCCAGUUCCUCUUACCCAGAAUAUAACAGUGAAGCUGGAAGUUCUUUCACUAAUUUAGAAGUCUGUAGUAUUUCUUCCCAGCGGUCUGCUCUUUCAAAUCUUUCUUCAUGAAACUAAAUGAAGGGGAAUAUGUGGGGAAUGGAAAAGCUUUGUCUAGCUUCUUGGGGAGGUAGUGCAUGCAACAUUUGCCUUAGAAGACUAUGAUGAAGAGGUGGCUUUUAAAGUUUCCUUAUUUUUCUUUCUUUCCUUUUCUAGUCUUCAUUUUCCCUUUUACUAAUGUUGCUUUUCAUUUUGGAUAAUGACUCUUAAUCAUUGUUUCAUGCCUGUAACUGUGAUGCUGUCUUUUUCUCACACAUAUAUGGUCUUCAUUAGUACUCCUGCCAAACUGUAAUAUGGUUCUAACCAGAUGUGUCAUUUUUCUGCUCUAGUUGUGACCCCUUUCCUGGUUUUAUAUCAGUAAUACUCUGUUUUGUUUUGUUUUGUUGUUUGUUUUUUAAUUAGAUAAGAAUUUCUGGAUUAAAUCCCCAUUGAAAAAGUAUCGAAAAUUAGCUUAAAUUAUAAAUAUAGUCCUUGGGAUGAUUUAAAGUUGUCGGUAUUGUUUCUUUUGUAAUUUCAUUGUCUUUUUCAGUAUUUAUUGGUGUUUAUGAAACACAACUAAAAUCCUUUUCCUGAAGAAUGUUACUUUGGUUUAUUUGUACUUAAAUCUUUCUGUAUAAAGUGUCUGUAUUUCAGUUUUUGAAUUGCUGAAAUCUUUGGUUAAUUGAGUAAAACGACUACAAUAACUGUGCUCACUGCUGAAUGUGUAAAGAUAUUUUUGGACCACACUGCACAUAAUUUGCCUAAUGACUUGUUCCUCUGGGGGGCAGCUUUUGAUACUGAAUCAUAAAUAUCGCACAACUCCUUUCCAUCCUUUGCUGAUCAUGCAGCCUAUCGUGAUGGAUACCAGUACAAACUGAUGGUUUCUAUUAGAUCUGCUUACUGUGACCAUUGCUGCUAGCUGAACAGCACCUGUGACUGUCCUUUCCUUAGGCACAAGAUUCUCGUACUCAUUUAUGCAGACCCAGCAGGGACAGAUAGUACUUGUGCUGGUGAAGGCUUACUGGGGCAAAUUUUGCCUUGUAAUUUCAUGAAUAGACACUGGGGUGGACACAGGGAUGUGCGUAGUUGCCAGCCAGACCUGUGCUUUGACAUUAAGGAAGUGUGUAAUGGAUAACUAGCCGUAUUGUGUACAGGAUCCUGUGGUCAGCUGUGAAUUAAAUCAAACCAAAUGAUAAAAAAAAAAAAAAAA
This is a messenger RNA of Oxyura jamaicensis (ruddy duck), 1532 nucleotides long. It is a transcript of the gene SERTM1, whose product is annotated as serine rich and transmembrane domain containing 1. Lineage: Eukaryota; Metazoa; Chordata; Aves; Anseriformes; Anatidae. The coding region runs from base 32 to 355 and encodes 107 amino acids. The record is from RefSeq and is a predicted model, not a curated record. The transcript has a single exon. Gene Ontology annotation, cellular component: intracellular membrane-bounded organelle.